Messenger RNA from Penicillium verhagenii, 1557 nucleotides. Its product is annotated as putative RecQ family helicase RecQ. Gene Ontology annotation, molecular function: ATP binding; 3'-5' DNA helicase activity; nucleic acid binding. Gene Ontology annotation, cellular component: chromosome; cytoplasm. The record is from RefSeq and is a predicted model, not a curated record. NCBI's taxonomy places the organism in Eukaryota, Fungi, Ascomycota, Eurotiomycetes, Eurotiales, Aspergillaceae. The transcript has 4 exons. Gene Ontology annotation, biological process: double-strand break repair via homologous recombination. The coding region runs from base 1 to 1557 and encodes 518 amino acids.
AUGGCUGAUAGAGUAUCGUUUACACGGCGUACGCCAGAUCUUGAUUUCUACCUGCACCGUGUUUUUCGCAAAAAAUCAUUCCGCCCCCUUCAGCGAGAAGUUGUUUCGGCUGUUGUUGAAGGCCAUGAUGUAUUUCUACAAGCAUCCACUUCUUUCGGAAAGAGCCUGUGCUUCCAGUUGCCAGCUGUUAUAAGCAAUGGCCUGACUGUCGUCAUUUGUCCUCUUCUUGCUCUGAUGAUGGACCAAGUAAAUGCUCUCCAGGCCAUAGGAGUAGCAGUAUCGACUAUCAAUUCCAACACACCAUUAUCAGAACGCCGUCUGAUUAUGGAUGAUAUGCUAUCGGGUCACCCGCGUACGCGUCUUUUAUACGUGACUCCAGAGCUGUGUCAAACAGACAGUUUCCGACGAAACCUUCAAGUGGUGCAUCGACAAGGACAGCUAGCCCGCAUUGCCAUCGACGAGGCCCACUGCAUCAGUGAAUGGGGCCAUGACUUUCGUCCAGCCUACCAGGAGCUCGGGUGGUUCAAAAAGAACCUCGUCGAUCCAGGUGUUCCCAUAACAGCACUCACAGCCACAGCUACACCGAGAGUUCGCACAGAUAUUAUUAACAUGCUUGACCUUAACCCCACCAAGCUCAAACUCUUUAAUACCCCAUCUGCCCGCCCUAACAUUCACUACGAGGUCCGGUAUCUUGAAGAUGAUUGUGGGGAUGAUGAACACCGGGUGGAUAAUCUCUUGAGGUACCUCGCAGCUAUAAAAAGGAGACGCGAAGCCCGUCUCGGCGCUGAAGAACCCGCCCGCCAACCCCCGAUCUCAGGUAUCGUGUAUGUCGGACUACGUGCUAUAGCCGAGCAACUAGCGAGCUCGUUAUCCCACGAGAAGAGUAUCUCUGCUGUCGCCUAUCAUGCUGGUCUUGCAGCACAAGAAAGAACCCGCAUUCAAGCACUAUGGACAGCGCCCCAGCCAUGCCAGCAAAGCAGUAAUGGUAAGCCAGCACCUACUUUCUCCAUAAUAGUUGCCACAAAUGCUUUUGGAAUGGGCAUCGAUAACUCCUUUGUUCGCUUUGUGGUUCAUUGGACACCACCGCGCAGCUUUGAAGGCUUCGUUCAGGAAUCAGGUCGAGCCGGCCGCGAUGGCUGUGCAGCUGCUUCUCUUGUCUACUACAACUUACAAGAGCGGGAUCGUAUUGUUGAUCGCAUGAAUCGAGACGUGGAAAAUAUGCGCAAUCGCGGCGGUCCGAAACACCUCGUUGCUAGUAUGAUGAAGAACCAAGAGGCUCGUCUUGAUAGCUUUAAGAAAGUUGUGCGAUACUGUGAAAGCGUAACACGGUGUCGACAUGACCUAAUCAAAGACUUGUUUGGUGACUUUGAGCUGGAGGAAAUGGGGUCACAACAACCCCCCUCUUCCCAAGCGGCUAGAGGCAAUGGACUCACUAUGCCUGUCUCGACACCAUGUGAUUACGCUUGUGAUUUCUGCAAGGAAGGUCGUGUGGCUUUAGGAAAACGCAAGAGGAAGAUGUUUUCUUCGUCAUACAUGAUCGAUGAGGGAUAUGUCUGA